Messenger RNA from Penicillium subrubescens, 2065 nucleotides. RefSeq names its product RAD52 DNA repair protein RADC. Gene Ontology annotation, cellular component: nucleus. NCBI's taxonomy places the organism in Eukaryota, Fungi, Ascomycota, Eurotiomycetes, Eurotiales, Aspergillaceae. The coding region runs from base 26 to 1777 and encodes 583 amino acids. The record is from RefSeq and is a predicted model, not a curated record. The transcript is spliced from 6 exons. Gene Ontology annotation, biological process: double-strand break repair via single-strand annealing; mitotic recombination; DNA recombinase assembly.
AAACACACAACAACACCCACACAAUAUGCCAGCUGUCGGCGACCAACAUCGUGGUGGCCCCGCGGCCAUUAGGAUGCCUAAUGGUCCGGGUCCCGUCCUUACAAACCCUUUCGAGGAACCCGAACGCCGGAUGAGCGAGUACACUGCUAUGCAAAUUGCCACACUCCAAGCACGUCUGGAUAGGAAACUUGGACCCGAAUACAUCUCUUCACGACCCGGUGGUGGCGGCCAGAAAGUGCAUUAUCUCUCCGCGGAUAAAUGCAUUAACCUUGCAAACGAGGUGUUUGGGUUUAAUGGCUGGUCGAGUUCAAUUCAGAGGGUUGAUAUUGAUUUUGUUGACGAGAAUGAAACCACGGGAAAGGUCAAUCUUGGACUAUCGGUUAUUGUGAGAGUUACGCUUAAGGAUGGGUCUUUUCACGAGGACAUUGGCUAUGGCCACAUCGAGAAUUGCAAGGGCAAAGCGGCUGCAUUCGAGAAAUCCAAGAAAGAAGGGACAACAGAUGCUUUGAAACGCGCACUGAGGAACUUCGGAAAUGUCUUGGGUAACUGCGUUUAUGACAAAGAUUAUCUGUCCAAGGUCACCAAGAUAAAAACCGGGCCCGCUAGAUGGGAUGUUAGUGACCUCCACCGCCAUCCGGACUUUGCACCAAUAAAAAGAGAACCCGUUCCGAAUAUCAAAAUGGUGGAAGAUGAUGACUUGCCUCUUCCACGUCCAACUGAGCCUGCAAGAAGCAGUGCCCCCAGCCAUGCAACAGCGUUCGACGGCGAUGGUGAAUUUGGCAGUGAUCUUUUCGACGAAGCCGACUUUGUGGUGACACAUACUGGAAAUCCCGACGAGAUUGUGAUAGAACCAGAGCAGCCUCAACAACCACCGACUCCUAUGAACCGCCCAUUCCCUCAAAGAGCACCACCCCCAGGCCGAUUCGACUCGAAUGUCGUCACCCCUUCAAAACCUGAGAGAUGGAGCGAUGCAAAUAACCCUGCUGCAAGACAAUCAUUACCACCAAACGCGCGACAGAACCCAUCUAUACCUGAUCAAAGACGACCGAUGGCUGCACCCGGCCCGCCACAUAACAUGCCCAACGGUCGACCGAAUGGCCCACCUCAGCCAAUGCCGAAUGCCAACGCACAACCUACGAUCAAAAGAGAGCCCGCACCCACAUUCAACCCAGACAACUCAAAUCAGGCUCCGCCUCAAACUGUGGGGUUCUUCUCGGCCCGGGCGGCUGAUCAGCUGCGAGAUAACCCCAACGCCGCACCGAUCCCUGGAUCGCAAUUCGAUCCUCAUGCGGAGAGUCCAUCUAUCCGCAAAACUGCCGGAAUCGAUCAUACCAAAACCGUCGCGGUGGUGAGAACCGGAAAUGGCGUCUCACCAGCCCCAGAGAAAGGACGCUCACAAGACUUUGUCAAUCCUGCAACGAACAUGCAGCACCGAGUUGGCGGCGCAGCAGGUCAGCCAGGUGGUUUCGGCAGCCCAUUAUCUCGAGGUCCAUCUGUUUCGUCCUUCAAACCUUUGACCCGACCGAAUAUCGACCCGAAGAAUGCCACCAACUCAGGCCCAGUCACCCGUGGGGCUAGCGUACCUCCACAAAAUAUCAACGGCAAGCGCCCUCCAUUGAGCGAUGUUACCAACGCCAAUGCUUCACCUGGCACAAAUCCCACCACCGCACCUCCACCUACUGGCCCGAAUGACCCGAAGCGACCCCGGAUGGCAGAUAGCGCACAUAGCCAGCCACAACAACAGCAUCAGCAACCGCCUCGACCUCCUCAGCAAUAAGAAUACCCCAUUUUGCUUUUUGAAUAUCACGGGGUGAUGCAUCGUUAUGCAAUGAGCGGGUAUUAUUUUGCCAUUAUCGGUAUCUCGGCUUGUUUUCCCCCUUACUCAAGGCGUCAUUGUUAUAGCAUGGUUAGCAUGCUGGGAAACAAUGGGGGCGUUGGGGUGUACGUCAUUAUUUUAAGAUUGAGAGGUUGGACUCGGUUUAUGUCUCGAUGUUUGAGGGAGGAGGUCGAGGUCGACCUUCGAUAGAACCUUUCAUUAGUCUCAUUACAGAUCUAGAUUUCGGAA